GUAGGCAUUACCUUGAAACCAAAUAAUGCACGUUAAUUGUGGCACAACUAGCCAACUCUUCAUUAAACGUGACAACAAGUUACCAAAUUAUAAAAGCUUUAUAAUUCAGCUAUAUUUACCCCUAGAAUUCAUACAUUUUCUUCAAACAACAAAAAAUCAAAAAAAUAAUAAUUCUAGUUUAAGUGUUAAAAGAAGAUAUGGCAAGAGUGAAAUCUUCAACGGUAGCACUAGCCCUUGUCCUCCUUCUAAUGACCCUUGUAGGGGAUUGUUAUGGCGCCCUUGAAUUCGGCUACUACAAGAAGAGAUGUACCAAAGUCGAUGCUGAGGCCGUCGUCUUCUCCGUUGUUAAAAAGCAUUUCAAUGAAGAUAAAGAUACCGUUGCUGAUCUUAUUCGCUUGCAAUUCCAUGAUUGUUUCGUUAGGGGUUGUGAUGCAUCAAUUUUGCUUGAGGGUCAAGGGACCGAGAAAACUGCACCCCCAAACCUAAGUGUUCGUGGUUUUGAAAUCGUUGAAGAGGCAAAGGUUGCUCUUGAUAGACGAUGUCCUGGAAUUGUCUCAUGUGCUGACAUUAUUAUCCUGGCCGCUAGAGAUGCUACAUUCUUGGGUGGAGCAUCUUGGUACAAGGUAGAAACUGGAAGGAAAGACGGUCGUAUAUCAAAAGCGAGUGAAGCACUUCAAUUGCUUCCAAAGCCAAGCAUCCCAGUCCCCCAAGCUGUUAAAUUGUUUGCUCAACACGGCUUAAACACCGAGGACUUUGUAUACCUUCUAGGUUGUCACACUGUUGGAACUUCACACUGUGACAAUUUCCAAGACCGUCUAUACAACUUCCACAACACUGGGAAACCAGACCCAGCCAUGUCCGGUGGCUUGCUCAAAUCCCUAAAGAAGACUUGUCCACGUAACACCGUGUCUAACAACGAGACAUUCCUUGAUCAAACUAAGGGAAGCGAAUUCGUUAUGGACAAUGGUUUCUUCAAGAAAAUAAUGAAAGGUGAAGGUAUUCUAGAAGUUGAUCAGCAAUUAGCUAUUCAUCCUUUGACUAAGGACAUUGUUAGAAGAGCUGCUGAGGACAAUAGGGUAUUUACGACGAAAAUCGGUCCGGCUAUGCGCAAAUUGGCCUUGGUCGGAGUUAACACUAAUGGUGAGGUUAGACUUGGAACAUGCAAGAAGGUCCGCUAGAAAUAUUCGAUUAUUAAUUAACCACAUUUUUUUAACUUACAUUCAUUUGAUUGUACCUUGAUUAUUUCAUUGUAUUGCUUCAAUUAUUUUAAGGAAUUUUUGUUUGAAUUCGUUAUGUACUUGUUCAAGUGUUUUUUCACUGUUAUACUAAUGCAAUAUUGUUAAUAAGAUUACUAUAGUUAU
Messenger RNA from Chenopodium quinoa (quinoa), 1361 nucleotides. RefSeq names its product peroxidase 57-like. The transcript is spliced from 4 exons. Gene Ontology annotation, cellular component: plasmodesma; plant-type cell wall. The record is from RefSeq and is a predicted model, not a curated record. Gene Ontology annotation, molecular function: heme binding; peroxidase activity. NCBI's taxonomy places the organism in Eukaryota, Viridiplantae, Streptophyta, Magnoliopsida, Caryophyllales, Amaranthaceae. Bases 198 to 1178 code for a protein of 326 amino acids. Gene Ontology annotation, biological process: response to oxidative stress; hydrogen peroxide catabolic process.